AGUCAUGAUGCGGAUGCGAUGAAUGUUUAGAUGAGAAUGUGUGGAGUUUCCUGGUUCUUAGGGCUUUUUUUUUGAGAGAGGCUUUUUAGCAUUUUGAGACUUUUCUGGAUCAUAAAAUGACCCCAAAACACCCAGUUCUAAAUCUAACAACAAUCCAGACACUAAAGUGUAGUGGGGAAUUCAUAGAAAAUACUUCAUAAUGAUGUUUCAUUCUUUUUUCUGUACAUUAUUAACUCAUAAGUCUAUUCCAUAAUCUAUAAUAGGGUCAUAAGGUGUUGAAUUAGUCAUGUACAAACCCUAAAACUCCAUAUAACAAAAAGCCACUAAACAGAAACGUAUUAAAUAAAAUGACCACUGAAUCAGUCUCAAUCAUUAACCUGCCAUACUGGAAAAGUGGCAGAAGAAGAAUUCGAUUCUUGUAUCUAGUCGGAGAUCGUUCAUUUCAAGUCACCAAACCGAGUACAAACGAGGAGCCAGCGAUCCCUCUCUUUCUAGGAGCGGAUCUCUUUUUAAACACAGAUGUCCGCACCGAGAACCAUCCCAGAUACCACGCCAAGUUUGCGAAACGAGGAGUAGCUACCAAACUGGCCUUCUCUUCAGACUUCAAGUUCCAAGGCAUACGAGUUCCUUGCACUCAUAACAGUUUGUGGUUCUACUGUGUUCAUGGGGUUUUUCGAGUAGCCUUCGAGCUUUACAGCAAACAAGAGCAGCUGUCAGUCUUGGAGUCAUUUCAGGAUCUGUGGAAAUCUCAGAUCAAUGAUGAUCAACUGAACUCGUUGUACAACAUUAGAAUCCAGUCAGACACGAAAUCCAUUUAUCCAGAGCUCCCAAUGGAAGUUCAUGAAGUACCUAGUGACGUUUCUCCAACUAAUAAGGAUCCAGUGGAAGGCUUGGAGGAAGUGACUCCUCGCUUGGAGGAAGUGUCGUCGUCUGGUCAAGAAGAGAAUUUGUCUUCUGCAGACCAUGAUUACUGCUCCGUAACCGAAACGCUGGAGUUGAAACCCUUCAGUGCGUUAACAGAGAGACUUUUUAACAUCGGCGACAAGCUAAAAUGCGUGUCAAGCGUGGACGAAAGCCAAGAAGAGGCCAUUUUGAAACUUCUGGAUUAUGUCGAACAUUGGGUCGACAGACAGGUGGAUGAGGAGAAACUAGCCGAAGCAGUGAUGGUCUUGCUCCAAACUCAUUUCAAGGACUUUUCGAUCUAUUCCAGUCCUUUACUACAGGCUGUGGCUGGCUGGCUUGGUCACCAGUUUCAUGAAGCCAACAGCAGCGUGAGCCACCAGGUGGAAGGAUUCAAGAUGAGGAACAUUGAACACAUCAAAGAUCUACCUCCGGCCGAAGAUCUAGCAACCGAGCUCUUCCCGGAGGCCAUGAGGAGCCUGCUGAUACACUGGAUGGGCCUCAGCGAUGAGUCUGCGACCUGGAAACGGCUGAGCGAGUAUCCCAUCGUUCUGCUCAUUCUGGAGUUUGCCAACCAUAACCUUAUCACUGGGGUGGCUCAUGUCUUAUACUCCAGUCUCAUAAGCAGGUAGAGACAGAGGAAGUGCAGCUUUUGGUGUUCUAAAUUCCUUUUUAGACAAUUUCCUCAGGUCAGCUUGGCGAAACAUAAGGACACCAUUUUAAAGCUCUUUCUCCGGGAAUGAAAUCACACCCAAGACUUACAUGGACACUUAAAGUACGUGUGAAGGCCAUGACGACUAAGGAACAUUCUGGAAAGACAUGGAGGCAGUCCCAAGUAAACGGGGGCAUGAGGUAUACAAGGUGGAACAGCAUGGUGGUACCCCUUACACAUCAAUACAAUGCUCCCAGCAUUCCUGCCACUUCUGGAACGUGUCCUGGAAGUCUUCUUUUUUUGAAGCGCAUCAGGCAUCAUCUGCGAAUCCCAUUAGAUCUCUGCAGCGGUGUCAAAACACCAAGCUGGAUAUUUAUCUUCGGGAAGAGGGAGAAGUCUGCAGGAGCUAAAUCUGGAAGUGUGAUCAUGUGGAUUGGUUCCAACGAUCAUCAUGCACAAGUUGCUGAACGGUUUCUACGUUUCCAAGGGUUGAGCUCGUCGAAGGUCUUCUGAUGUUCUUCCGCUCCUAAAGCCUUUGAAAACACCUCAAACGACUCGCUGCAGCAUUAGCGCUUCAAAUAGGGAACAUUUAUAUAAUCAUAAUCCUGUUAUAUUAAUUAAAAAAGUGAUAUCAUGACUGUGAUGGCAAAUCAACAGCUCACCUCACAGACAUGGUCACAGGACCAAAAAAAAUGGCUAAAUUUUUUUGAACCGUUUUGGGGCAAGAAACAGCAAAAGAAAAACAGCAAAGUCAAAGAAAGAUUGGUUUCUGUCUGUCAGAAGAGAAAAAAAGUCACGGCAUGGUUGUGAAAACAUGGGCCGUUGAGGGGGGGCAACAUGGGGUCCCACACUUACAGUGAAAACCAAGUGGGUGAGAAUGAUUUCAUGAUGUUUGUUGGGGUGUGUGUGUGGAUGCAUGAAAUAAUUAUGAGAAACAAAACAAAAAAACUGACAUUUAAUUGCAAUUCUAGAUUUUUCCCCCCGAAUGUAUACUUAAUGUUUAUAUGUAUAUUUGUUACACUUUUACGCUUCAGUUAUUGAUGCAAAUAUUUUGUCACUAUCAUUUGAAAAUAAACCUUUAUUAUUAUUA
Silurus meridionalis is the source of this 2642-nucleotide messenger RNA. RefSeq lists its product as uncharacterized. Bases 348 to 1532 code for a protein of 394 amino acids. The transcript is spliced from 5 exons. The record is from RefSeq and is a predicted model, not a curated record. NCBI's taxonomy places the organism in Eukaryota, Metazoa, Chordata, Actinopteri, Siluriformes, Siluridae.